This is a messenger RNA of Penicillium verhagenii, 483 nucleotides long. Its product is annotated as putative GPI anchored protein. Bases 1 to 483 code for a protein of 160 amino acids. The record is from RefSeq and is a predicted model, not a curated record. NCBI's taxonomy places the organism in Eukaryota, Fungi, Ascomycota, Eurotiomycetes, Eurotiales, Aspergillaceae. The transcript is spliced from 2 exons.
AUGCGUGCCUCAAUUCUCUUCACUACUCUCUCGGCUUUGGCCUUGACCUCCGGGGUUGUUGCCCAGGGUGGCGUUGAGGAGAGUGCUUCUACCACCUCCGCUGCUACCAGCACGAUCAACUACCUCACUGAGACCAACUCCCUCGGCGUUGUUACCGGCCAGCCUUCAGUCAUCACUAGCCAGCCUACAGUCGUUACCAGCCAAGAUGCGGCUGCCUCGAUCCCUGCUGGUUUGACCGCACCUGUCGUGACUGCCAACACAAGCAGCUGGACUAGCUCCGCUCGCAGCAGCACUCCUCUCAGCACUACCACUGGCACUGGCUCCACCUCCACUGAGACAUCAACCAAGACCUCCAGUGGAACCUCCAGUGGCUCAGACUCCUUCAGCACUGGCACUAGCACAUCCACCUCUACCGGUGGUGCUGCUUUCGCCACCGCUGGAAUGGGUCUCGCUGCCGGUGCUGCUCUCCUUGCUUUCCUGUAA